AUGACUUUUGAUAGCAAUUUAAGUAUAACCUAUAUUGGUACUGCCACAACCAUCAUUGAAAUCGAUGGAGCCCGGUUUUUAACUGAUCCAGCUUUCGAUAAUGCUACCACCUAUGAUAUGGGUAUUGCCGUCCUUGAAAAGACAUUAGACCCAGGUCUUAAGAUUGAACAGCUACCACCCAUCGAUGCUAUCUUAUUAAGUCACGAGGAUCAUCCUGAUAAUUUGGAUGCUACAGGAAGAACAUUGUUACCUGGGCGCCGUAUUUUGACUACCAUGGAUGGUGCUAAGAAUUUAUCUUUAUAUCCUGGGGUUUCUGGCUUGAAACCAUGGGAGACUAUUGCAAUAGAGCUUGGUGGUAAGAAUUUCACCAUCACAGCCACUCCAUGCGAACAUAUGCUAGGUGGGGAGGUUAUUGGUUUUCUCUUACAUACGAAUUCCCUCGGUACUGGUGUCAAUGGUUUGCCUAACGUUAUUUAUUUUGGAGGUGAUACUAUCUACAUUAAGGAAUUGGAACAGAUCGGUGAGAAAUAUAAUGUCAAGUCAUUUAUUUGUAACCUAGGCGUUGCUUAUGGUCCUCCAGAUGGUAAAAUUCACAAGGAACCUUAUAAGAUUACCAUGUCUGGGAAAGAUGCAGCCAAUCUAUCUAAGAAGAUUGGUGCCGAUGUUAUUAUUCCAGUUCACUUUGAAGAGUGGACACACUUCCAGCAAGGUAGAGAAGCUUUACAAAAAGAUUUCGAAGAGGAAGGUUGUUUAGAGAAAGUAGUGUGGUUAGAAAGAGGUAAGACAACCAAGAUUUUUUAG
This is a messenger RNA of Naumovozyma castellii, 801 nucleotides long. Its product is annotated as MBL fold metallo-hydrolase. The transcript has a single exon. The record is from RefSeq and is a predicted model, not a curated record. Bases 1 to 801 code for a protein of 266 amino acids. Lineage: Eukaryota; Fungi; Ascomycota; Saccharomycetes; Saccharomycetales; Saccharomycetaceae.